UGCGGGAGAGCGGAGCUCCGGAGCAGAGUGCAGAGAGCAUUCGAACAAAAUUUCUAUUUAAGCCACCGCAAAAUUCACUAUCAUUGUUAUUUUUUCAACCGAGCUGCGCUGCCAAAAAGAAAAAGAAUAUGGCAAAUAAGACAUUCGUAUCCGAUUAAUUGCCGGGCUAAAACAUAAACUAACUAUUGAUAUCAAACAUCCGCAUAUAUUCUGCUACAUACAUAUAUAUUUCCCAACACGAGACCACAAAAGCAAUCGGAUCGCGGAACAAAUGCAAGUGACUUCUGCUGCUGCCUAAACGAUGCAACAAUGUGACAUGCGGCGGAGACGGCAGCAGCAGCAGCAGCAGCAGAAGCAGCAUCAUCAUCAUUAUCGGAACCUUACUCUAUUAUUAACUAUCCGAGGAGUGGCAGCAUUUGUCAAUAUAAAAAACGAUUUAUCAAGGGAAAUCCCCAAGUAAAACUUUUUCAAGUUACAAAUUAGCGAGGUCUGGCACCAGUCAAAGCUAAAGUGUUCUACUUAGUGUUGACCUAAACCACGAAACGGUUGGAUUUCUUAUUGUUUUCAAGCUAAAGCGAAGACACCAACCAAUUGGAUAACGAGUGAUCGAGAUUGGAUUUUUACAAAACAAAAAAACCAACCCAAAGACCACAAUUUAAGGAGAGUGACAGACUGAAAUCAAGGAGAGAAAGGAAGCCAGGAGGAGUGCUAGGAGGAGGCGGAGGAGCAGCACUGGAAUGCCCAGCACGGCGGGCAGCAGUGCCGCCGGCGUUGGCAUGGGCGCCCUAAUCAAUAGCGCCGGCAGCAGUGCCAGCAGUAGCGUCAUGGGCAUCGGUCUGGGCUCUGGAUCCGCAGCGGGCAGCGGCACUGCAGCAGCAGGUGGAUCGGAGGCCGGAGGAGCCGGUUCCCUUAUUGCACAGAGCACGGCUGGCACUAGUGCCGCCAGCAGCGGCACCAUCACCUGGGACAACAAUGGCACCCUGCGCUCCAUCAAUCCCGGCGAUUGGUCCAUCGAACAGUGCCUCGGAUGGCAGCAGCCGCAUCAUCUAUACUUUCAGCUCGGCUGGGCCUUCCUCUUUCUCGCCUUCCUGGCCCCGCAUGGUCCCUACGGUUCGCUAUGGAUGCGAACGAUGCUCCUCAUUGGCUGUUUGAUGAUGGGCAUGCAUGGCUAUCUGGUUGCCUGUACGCCGGAUGUGGUCCUCUGGUCAGGAAUGGGAAUGGCGGUGAAUUUUAUCUACCUGGUCGUGGUGCUCUGCCGGCUGAGACCGGUUCGAUUCGAGCAGGAAAUUGAAGCGGUUUACCUGGCGCUUUUCCAGCCGCUGCACGUGACCCGCCAUCAGUUCAAAAAGGUGCUCAACUGCAUGAAGGUGAUACGUGCUCUAAAGUACCAGGAGGUUUAUGCCCAGGAGAAGGUCACCAAGGUCGACAGCCUGUCGCUGGUGCUGAGCGGCAAAUUGGUGGUGUCACAGCAUCAGAGAGCCCUGCACAUUGUGUUUCCCCAUCAGUUCCUAGACUCGCCGGAAUGGUUUGGCGUCUCCACCGACGACUACUUUCAGGUCUCCAUUAUGGCGAUGGAGGAGUCGCGGGUGUUGAUCUGGCACCGCGAUAAGCUCAAACUGUCAAUUAUGGCCGAGCCCUUUCUGCAGACCGUCUUUGAUCACAUCUUAGGCCGUGAUGUGGUCAAGAAACUCAUGCAGGUCACCCAGGUGAGCGAGUCGAUAGCCAGCAAUGGCUUCCUGCCAUCGGGUGGUUAUGCAGAGGAUGCUGAGGACAAGCCCAUGUUGAUACUCAAAAAGAGUGUGGAUGUGGGCCAUGGACUGACGGCCCUGAUCAAUCGGCAGCUCCAGGAAGAGCAUGUUCCUUUACUUGGUCGCACGUACAAACAACAACAACUACUGCAACAACUAGAACCACAACAACCAGAAGCAACAACAAGCGCCAACAACAUCGAGCAAAGUGCAAUUUGAAAAAUAUUAUGCAAUAAAUACGAAUACAUGCCGAGAAAAACAAAACAAAUAAAAAAUUGAAACCAGAAAAAAAAUAAGAUAAUAAAUCUAUUGCACGCGCACCCACGCACGCAAACACACGGAGCCUCCUCAGUCAGUCAUCGAACCUUCAAUCCAAUCCCAACUCUAACAAUCAAUCAUCAAUCACCGCGAACAUCAGCAACAAAAGGCCACAAUCACCGAUUACCGAAAGAGCUGCCUUCGAUUCCAUUGGCACAUUUCUUUUUUUUUUUAACAU
Messenger RNA from Drosophila serrata, 2244 nucleotides. It is a transcript of the gene bves, whose product is annotated as popeye domain cAMP effector bves. NCBI's taxonomy places the organism in Eukaryota, Metazoa, Arthropoda, Insecta, Diptera, Drosophilidae. Gene Ontology annotation, molecular function: cAMP binding. The record is from RefSeq and is a predicted model, not a curated record. Gene Ontology annotation, cellular component: sarcolemma. Gene Ontology annotation, biological process: striated muscle cell differentiation; heart development; skeletal muscle tissue development.